CGUUGGCUAUCUAUCAUCUCAUAUCCAACGCGCGCUUGUGGAAUAAUUUUUAAAUAUACAUACCUACAUAUAUGUAUGUUAUAUGCAUGAAAGUGUGUUGAAUCAUUAUGGCUCUUGUAUAUUGAAUAGGUAAAGUAUUUAUUGCACCUUCAACACUUGCUUGUAGAUUAGCCAAACUAUGUGACAUGCGUUAUGUGACGUGUACUGUCUUUUAAUUAGUUAAAAAAUGCAUGUAUAAGUUUUCCGUACAAGAAGAUAAUUUUUGAAACAUGCAGUUUCUAAAAAAUAAACGUAAACUUCGUUAAGCAUUGGUAAGAGUCUAUAACCCAAAAUGAGUGUCCUAUUUAUACAACCAUUAUUGAAAUAGUUUUUGAAAAACAUGAUAACCAUGCCGUUGUAAUUGCUGUGAUUUGUUUGCAAUCCUAGUGAGGAAUCCUGCAUUGACUGAAAUUUAUGAUGAAAUUCAAAUGGAAAGACUAACAGAGGGCCUCUCAAACUCGAGUGAACAAGACAAUCAAUCAACCUACCAAGAACUUGUUAAAAUUAGGGAUAAGUCUGAUUACUUACUUCCAUUGGAAGAAAGAGGACCUGCAGACUUUAAAUCAACAUACCAAGGACUCGUUGACAUUAGCGAUCAGUCCGGUUACUUACUUCCGGUAGAAGAAACAAGACCUGCAGACUGUCAAUCACAUGCAGCUGUUUACAGUGAACCCUCAAGUCCAAAACUCCUAACAGAUCAGUCUGGUUAUUUAAUUCCAGUGGAAGAAACACGACCGGCAAACUGUCAGUCAGACAAUCAGACAAUUGGUAAAUCAGCCAUUUACAGCGAAGCCCAAAGUCCACAACCACCUCGGGAUAAACAAAGGAAUGAAGACUAUCAGUACGAUUAUGCUGAACCAGAUGGAAUCAUUGUGUUAGCUACCAUUCGCACCAGUUUAGAAAAUCUUGACUCCCUAAGAGAUCCUGAUUCGCAGCCUGAAGAAGAAAGCUAUGUUGAAACUAGAGAAGCUGAUAUUCCUUCGUCACCAAUAUCCACAACUGUUGAAAGACCAAAUUUUCCCAGAUCAUCAGAGGUAUCUUCAAAGGGCCCCUCGCAAGAUAAUAACUGUAAUGAUUCAUUGCAAGCAGAUGGUUAUAUCGAGGUUCUCCCACAAUGUGAUGAUUCUUUGCAAGCAGAGUAUUAUAUCGACGUUCUCCCAGAUUCAGAGAGUGGAACGUAAAAUUAGAGAGAGAUGCUGAUGUCCUUUCGUCACCAUUAUCUACAACUCCAAGGACCCAGUUCACUUAGACUACCAGGGGCUUCUUCAGAAGCGCCCUCACAAGACAAGGAGCAAAUGAAUCAUAGAAAACGGAUGAUCAUAUUAAAGUUUUCCGAGAUUCAGAGAUUGAAACAUAGAUGUAGACUUUUUUACAUCUACCGAGUGGAAAUUCUCAGUAGAGGUCAAUUGAUCGAACGGUCUCUAAGAAAGAGGGCUCCCAAUGGAAAUCGGGCUGUAUUUUGUUUUCUGGUGGAGGCAGUGUGCUCGGAUGGUUGGGGCACUGGAGUUGUAAUCUGGUGGUUCCGGAUCUUUUCAUGGUUGCCCCGAGUUCAACACACUGGCUGCACUUUGUAUAUAGCCAAGUGGAAUGUCUCCCGCCAGUUGGGUCUUUUAAAGACACUUUGUUUAUGCUUCUCUUCCCUAAAUUGAGGAUAUUGUCAAGCAUGUACAUAAUUUUCAAACUUAAAAAAAAGGAAAGAAAGGGGUUGAGUCAGUACGUCUCGGUAAAAUAUUUUGAAAUUUCUUGUCUUGAAUAUCUUGAAUAUUUUGAAUUAGUAUAAUUGCUAAGGUGAUCAUCAGUAGAGAUUCGCGCACUCUGAUUGGUCAAGGGUUGCGUCAUAUCUUGCCGUAAUCUUAUCGUUCGAGGUGAUUAUAGCAGGAGCGCUAACCCUCAAAUUGGCUGCGUCGCGUUUUGUUUAUGUUCCCGAGGAAGUAAUAAUCACGACAGAAGAAAAUUCAAUGACAAUGACCACAAAAGAUGCCACUGAGUUUGCGGAACACUUUUCAAACUGAAAGAUGUGAGGUUUGUGCUGACUGAUUUAAAUAAACCUGUUAAAACUGCUCUCUCAUCUUGAUACAAGUAAGCAAAAAGGCACCAGAAUUGGAAAAAAAUAUUUCGAAUGCCCUCUUUAUUUACAGAAUUUAUAGGGUAUUCGAACACUUGUACAAUUAUACUAAGACAACUAUUCGCCUCAAUAAUUUCCUCAACCCCGUAUGGGAGAUUAUUUAACAAUUAUUCCACGAGCGCGCGUCGGAUAUGAGAUGUA
This is a messenger RNA of Stylophora pistillata, 2305 nucleotides long. RefSeq lists its product as uncharacterized. NCBI's taxonomy places the organism in Eukaryota, Metazoa, Cnidaria, Anthozoa, Scleractinia, Pocilloporidae. The record is from RefSeq and is a predicted model, not a curated record.